GUUUUCGUUCAGCAGACCAUGAAGACUGCCAGUUCGGACGAAGAAUUGGCUUUCAAGCAGAAAGAGAAGGAUGCGCAGAUGUAUACCCGGAAAGUGAAGCGGCUGUUCCAGACAAUAGACGAUUCUGGCGAUGGCGCCAUCAACUUCCAAGAGUUUUCCAAAUUGGUGCAGUCUCCGAAAUUGAAGUUUUGGAUGGCCCAGUUGGAAUUGGAGUACCAUGAUUUGCUCAGUCUUUUUGAGUUCUUGGACAACGGAGAUGGCGAGAUCACGCUCAUGGAGUUUAUUGAAGGUGCUGCCAGAUUACGCGGCAAUGCGAAGGCUUUGGAUAUCUGGCGUAUUGAAACCAAAAUGGAGGUGCUCAUUGAAGAAGUGUUGAAAGAGAUGAAAGGCUUGGGAAAAGAAGUGAAACUUCAGGACGUUUUCGACAAUUCGAUGUUCAGACACAUCAAAACCACAACGAUCGGCCAAGUUUCCGAAGGGCCUGAGAGAGGGGUCUCUGUUAUAUCUAAUGUUAUAUCUGAGACGUAGUUUCAUCAGCUUCACCAAGCAAAAAGAGAGAAUCUUCCCGCAAGUUAUUUUGCACCCACCCGCAAAGCGGACUGGAAAGCUCCUUACACAUUGAGGUCAUCGACGUGC
This is a messenger RNA of Cladocopium goreaui, 636 nucleotides long. The record is from the annotation of a GenBank genome assembly. Lineage: Eukaryota; Dinophyceae; Suessiales; Symbiodiniaceae.